AUGCUAGGAUCUCCCAAAAUACUAAGGCCACACACACGACUUCGAAUGAACGACUUUUCCACGCAUAACUUCCUUUGGUCCACGGAGCCGUUCGAUGUCAAUGUGCAAGAUAUGAGUCUGCCGAUCAGGAUUAUUUGCCGUGGGAGAAGAGACAGAACGAUUGGACAAAUUUGGACUCAGAGAACCUCUCCAGAGGAAGGAGUUCCAGACGAGAAACAAUUAAUGCUAGUCACCCAAUUGGAAUUGUUAUUGGUAUUUCUAUCAAUAGCAGGGCGAAAUUGGCCGGUCAGCACUCCAAAAAUGGCUGAAUCUGCAGCACGGUAUCCGGACUUCUCGGGACAUACAACAGGAGUUAGAUGGGCAUUACGACAGCACUAG
Messenger RNA from Sclerotinia sclerotiorum 1980 UF-70, 378 nucleotides. RefSeq lists its product with no specific name. The transcript is spliced from 3 exons. The record is from RefSeq and is a predicted model, not a curated record. The coding region runs from base 1 to 378 and encodes 125 amino acids. NCBI's taxonomy places the organism in Eukaryota, Fungi, Ascomycota, Leotiomycetes, Helotiales, Sclerotiniaceae.